AUGGACGUCAACACCAUUAUUCAAAGAGCAAUGCUUGAGUACGACCACACAAAGCCGUUUGGCGACGAAGGUGCUAAUGCUCUCUAUCCCUGGUAUACCACUCAGCAACGUUUUCUUAGUGCUCCCCAAACCCCUAAAGUUAUGGAGGAGGACAUGAAAGAGCAGCCGCGACAAUUUUCGUGCCGGAGCACACUCGAACGCUUACCACCCGAGAUACUCUUGACAAUACUAGAAAUGGUCGACAUUGCAAGCUUGGUCGCUUUUGCUUCAACCAACUCGAAUAUCAGGCAUUACGUCCGCUCCAUGCCUCAUAUUGCCAAGAUUUUGCAGGAACCUCAUGCCUCGAACGCCAUCGCCCGCAUGCUCUAUGCAGGCACAGCUCGAAAUUUCCAGAUACGAGCUUUCAUGAAAGCCUGGGCAUCUUCCUCAUGUGAUCUCUGCCCGUCGUCGCAGAAGUCCGAGACAGACGCUUUUGCGACCGAGAUCUGCUUGUUGCGAUGUUGCCGUGUCUGUCGUGGGUGCGAGACGCAGGAGCGUAGCAUCUCCUUCUUGCCAUUGUCCAUGGCAAGCCAGUGCUUUGAGAUGGAGAUCAGGGAUGACAUGCACGAAGGAACGGCGCAGGCUCAUGUAUUAUGGGCGUCUGAAUGGAUUCAUGGAACAGGUCGUUUGCCAGCAAAACAGGGUCGUUACAAGACUGUCCAAGUAAUAUCCACGGAUGUGUUAAUGCGAAUGGUAAUUGACAAGUACCGCGCAUUCCCUUGUCCAAAGGGAUUCAUGGGAUACAUUAGAGAUCUCGUGCACAAGUACAUGCGUGUUCGAAAUAUCUCUCGAGCCUCUGUAAUGCACGUGCGAAUAGCAAAGGCCCUUACCAUUCGAGGAUUUGGGAGAGCAGUGGAUAAAGCAUGGGAAGAGAUGGGCCUGAGCUUCAAGGCUGCGAAACGUUCCUUAAUUGCGUCCCUUCCCUACUUGGAAUCCAAGGGGUCCCCUAUGGCAGUGGAUCGAGGUUUCACGUGUGAAGGCUGUUUCAGGGAUGAGCGCCUCGACCGGAGGUCCUUUCUACAUAGGUACCCUCGCUCUCGUCAAGUCUGGCUACGGGGACAAGUCAUGAACCAUUUCAUCGAAUGUGCCACAGCUCAGGCAAUAGCAGCUGGAGGCUAUCUCACCAUCAAGGCAGAGGACAAGCUGCUCUCGGAGUUGCUUUUCAAAGCGUGUUCGUAUUGGCGAGAGCCAGACUCGGUACCGCAGAUGGUUCGGAACUUGGUAUUCACCAGACCAGGAGAGUUCAACUGGACAGCCCACAACUUCAUGCUCUGGCAUCAGAAAACCUUGAAAUACGUCACCGAGAAGGGCGAAGACGUGGUUCAGCGCAGGGAAAGGAUGGAAAACCUUGUCAGGCGAUGGGACUACAAGAAGGCGCGCGCCAUUCAGCUGGUGAGAAAUCAACGUCUGGGUCGCAUUUAUGCACCCAGCUCCUCUGCGCGAUCUGCUUGA
This is a messenger RNA of Endocarpon pusillum Z07020, 1491 nucleotides long. RefSeq lists its product as uncharacterized. Gene Ontology annotation, molecular function: protein binding. Lineage: Eukaryota; Fungi; Ascomycota; Eurotiomycetes; Verrucariales; Verrucariaceae. The coding region runs from base 1 to 1491 and encodes 496 amino acids. The transcript has a single exon. The record is from RefSeq and is a predicted model, not a curated record.